AUGAAGAAGAUCAAUUUGAUACUGAGGAAAUGCAAGACAUUGUCAAGGCAACUCACAAGAACAUCAUCGUACAGUAGCUUGCGGUCCAAGUCAACUAAAGAAGAAAAAUGGGGUUCUGCAACUGACAUGCAAGAUCAUGAUUAUGAAACAAUUUUUGUGGGGAGUACAAGAAAAAGAUAUAUGAUAAGUACCAAGUACUUAAAUCAUCCUCUAUUGAAUGCUCUCAUUGAAAAAUCGAAGCAGAACCCAGACGGAAAUCUCUCUGUCAAAUGUGAGGUGGUUCUGUUCGAUCAUCUUCUGUGGAUGCUUGAUAAUGCUGAACCUAAUCUCACUUCUGAUUCUUUGGAGGAAUUGGCAGAACUCUAUGUCUUCUAA
This is a messenger RNA of Fraxinus pennsylvanica, 375 nucleotides long. NCBI's taxonomy places the organism in Eukaryota, Viridiplantae, Streptophyta, Magnoliopsida, Lamiales, Oleaceae. The record is from the annotation of a GenBank genome assembly.